CAGACUACCACCACUACCGCCUCCAAACCUGCCUCCUCUUCGACUUCUCGCAUUGCUUUCUUCCCAGAUCUCGGCUAGGGCUCCUCUCCUCCACCGGAUCUCGACCUCUCGACUCCUCUCUCUGCUUCGUCUUGCUCAUCUCGUCGGCCGCCGGGAUGAAUAACCUCCUAUCGGAUUCUUUUGAGCUCCCUCGAGGAGAGCCUUCAAGAGAUGCUGAUAUUGAAUUAGGACAGCAGCCUCCAAUCAGUGCUGCAGAACAGGGAUUGGAAGGUUUUUUUAAGCAGGUUCAAGUAAUCGAGAAGCAAGUUGAUAAGCUUUCGACACUGUUAAAGAACCUUCAGUUUGCAAAUGAGAGAUCAAAAACUUUUACAAAGGCAUCUGAUAUGAAAGCAAUCAAGCAACAGAUGCAGAAGGAUAUUGAUGAGGCUGGGAAAAUUGCACGCUUAACAAAGUCAAAACUUGAAGAACUGGAUCAAGAUAAUUUAACAAAUAGGCAGAAGCCUGGAUGUGGGAAAGGAUCAAGUGUAGAUCGUUCUAGAACUGUAACCACUGUAGCAUUGAAAAGGAAGUUGAAAGAUCGCAUGGAUGAAUUUCAGACUCUGAGGGAAAGAAUCCAACAAGAAUACCGAGAAGUUGUAGAAAGAAGAGUUAUUACAGUCACUGGUAGUCGACCUGAUGAAGAGACUAUUGACCAUUUGAUAGAAACAGGCAAUAGUGAGCAAAUUUUUCAGAAAGCCAUUCAAGAACAAGGACGAGGCCAGGUAAUGGAUACCCUUGCAGAAAUCCAAGAGCGUCAUAACACUGCAAGGGAUCUAGAGAGGAAGUUGCUUGAGUUGCAACAGAUUUUUAUUGAUAUGGCAGUGCUGGUCGAUGCCCAAGGGGAAAUGUUGGAUAAUAUUGAAACCCAGGUUUCAAGUGCCGUGGAUCAUGUUCAGUCUGGGACAGUUGCUCUUCAAAAGGCAAAGAAACUGCAGAAGAACUCUCGCAAGUGGAUGUGCAUCGCCAUAAUUAUUCUCCUGCUAAUAGUCGUCAUCAUUGUUGUUGCAGUGAUCAAGCCGUGGGGCAAAUGAGUCGUAAGCCUAAUCAGGUGCCAGUUUCAACGACGUGCAAAUUCCAUAUCCCACGUUCAAUAUAUUCUUUCUGAAAGCUACAGAUUUGUUCCUGCUGUUUGUCUUACCAAUCUGCGUUCUCGUCUGGUUGUUUAAUUUGUGGCAUGCAUGGUGUUGUUGAGGUAAUAAAAUCAGGCAUGCAGGUUCAAUAGUGAAGCUUGACGCAAUUGAGCUGGAACUUUACUCUCGUUAUUCUUUCACUCUUUGAUUGAAUUUGAUUGGAUUUAGAAUGUAAGAUUAGACGUCGCUUCAGCUCACAGUUUUGGUUUAGGAGUAAAAGGCUAUAGUAAUUUGACCUGAUAUUAUAAUUAAAAUGUAAAGUACGAAAGUAGUUUGAUUCUCGUGUCUGCCGAUGUUUCAUUUCAA
Messenger RNA from Zingiber officinale, 1475 nucleotides. RefSeq names its product syntaxin-132-like. Bases 156 to 1070 code for a protein of 304 amino acids. The record is from RefSeq and is a predicted model, not a curated record. Gene Ontology annotation, molecular function: SNAP receptor activity; SNARE binding. The transcript is spliced from 13 exons. Gene Ontology annotation, cellular component: plasma membrane; endomembrane system; SNARE complex. Lineage: Eukaryota; Viridiplantae; Streptophyta; Magnoliopsida; Zingiberales; Zingiberaceae. Gene Ontology annotation, biological process: exocytosis; intracellular protein transport; vesicle fusion.